AACGAGCUCGAGAGCCAGAAUGACGACCAGGUCGCGGGUAUCAUGGGCAAAGUCAAGAUCUUGAAGAGCAUGACGGUAGCCAUCGGCGACGAGAUCCGCGACUCCUCGGCCCUGGCAGAGAAGAUGAACGACAGCUUCGACUCGACGCGCCUGCGCAUCCGCGGGACCAUGAACCGCAUGCUCGUCAUGGCGGAGAAGACGGGCGUCGGCUGGAAGGUCUGGCUCGGCUUCUUCGCGGCAGUGUGUUUCUUGUUCAUGUACGUCUGGCUCUUCUAA
Colletotrichum godetiae is the source of this 276-nucleotide messenger RNA. Its product is annotated as V-SNARE. The record is from RefSeq and is a predicted model, not a curated record. Gene Ontology annotation, biological process: endoplasmic reticulum to Golgi vesicle-mediated transport. Lineage: Eukaryota; Fungi; Ascomycota; Sordariomycetes; Glomerellales; Glomerellaceae. The transcript is spliced from 2 exons. The annotation marks the transcript as partial.